This is a messenger RNA of Zasmidium cellare ATCC 36951, 498 nucleotides long. RefSeq lists its product as uncharacterized. The annotation marks the transcript as partial. The record is from RefSeq and is a predicted model, not a curated record. The transcript has 2 exons. Gene Ontology annotation, cellular component: fungal-type vacuole membrane. Lineage: Eukaryota; Fungi; Ascomycota; Dothideomycetes; Mycosphaerellales; Mycosphaerellaceae.
UACGCCCAGCAGAACAAGAUCAUGAGCGCCGAGCUGGCCUCUUAUCUUUUACCCGUACUCAAUGCCUGCUCAAUCAUUGGACGAGUCGCUCCCAAUAUCGUGGCUGACCGCCUCGGAGGGUUGAAUGUCUUGGGUCCUUCGUUAUUAGCGGCUUGUAUCGUCACCUACGCUUGGAUCGCUUGUUCUUCUGUCGCCGGGUGUUUUGUCUUUGCCAGCCUGUACGGGCUCUUUGUGGGAACGAUGCUGUCCCUCCCGAAUUUUGUCAUCGCAACACUGUGCCCCGACCCGGCUAUAAUGGGGGCUCGUCAAGGGUUGUCUAUGACGGUAGCUAGCUCCGACUUGUUGUUAGGUCCGCCAGUGGCAGCUACUAUCUUGCAGAAGACGGGACAUUGGCUGGGUCUGCAGGUUUUUGCUGGAAGUAUGCUAGCGAUAGCAUCAGCCUCGGUGCUGGUUGCAAGACUAUAUGUCACUGGGUGGCAUCUGAUUCGAAAGGCUUAA